This is a messenger RNA of Aspergillus nidulans FGSC A4, 4143 nucleotides long. Its product is annotated as putative RNA binding effector protein Scp160. Bases 1 to 3918 code for a protein of 1305 amino acids. NCBI's taxonomy places the organism in Eukaryota, Fungi, Ascomycota, Eurotiomycetes, Eurotiales, Aspergillaceae. The transcript has 4 exons. Gene Ontology annotation, molecular function: RNA binding; nucleic acid binding. The record is from RefSeq and is a predicted model, not a curated record.
AUGUCCGCCGAAGCCGUCAAUGGGGCCCCCAAAUCCCGGGCAGCUAUGCUGGAAGAACAACAUGCUCUCGAUGAGGCACACAAGGCCACUGUGGAGGAUGUCGUGGACGAAGAAGACUUAUUGCACCCUCCUCCCUCAGUCCAGGCGGUUAGCGAACAGGCUUCCAGCGCACCCUCGCAAGCAUCCACACCACCCGUAGCCAAGGCAUCAGUCAGCUCGAAGAAUGCGUCCGGAAAGCCCCCUGCUCUGGAUGUGCAAUCGGAGGAACUGUUCCCUGCACUGGGAAGCGGUCCCAAGCCCAAGGCGCCUGCUGCAUCCGCCUGGGCCGCAAAAGGCCCCUCCGCCGCCGCCGCCCUCGCUAAUGGCGCCCCCAGCGGUGUGUCGUCAGCGGAUGUCCCUAGGAUUAUGACAUUGCCCGGAAAGCACAUAGAGCAGCUUCGACUUGCGCCGUCUCAGAUGCUUCAGAGGGGCCAAUUGAAGAAACCACUGCGGGAUAUCCUGCGCGAUAUCUCUAAGCGAUCAAAAGCCAAUGUAGAUAUGCGCGGUGGGCCUGGAGGGUCUAUCAUCUUCGAGGGUAGGGGAUCGGUGGAUGCAGUGCGCCAAGCGCUUAAGCAGGUGGCGCAGCAAGUCGGUUCUAAGCAAUCGGUUCGUGUCCCAAUUCCCACCUCAGCUCGUCCUCACAUUAUCGGUAAACAAGGAGCUGUCGUUCAGGAACUCCAGCAGCGCACUGGUGCGCGCGUGCAGGUUCCUCGCGCGGAAGAGCCAACUGGCGAUGAGGACGAGGACAAUGACACCAUUGAUGUGUUGAUUGAAGGUGAUGCUGUUGCCGCUGAAAUGGCUCGCCGAGAAAUCGAGGCUAUUGUGAAGGAGCGAGCGUCUAACAUGAACCUACGCCUUCGGUCAAUCCCACCGGAAUUCUUCCCCUUUAUUGCCGGUCCUCAUAAUGCGAACUUGAGAGAGAUUGAGGAGCGCACCAAAGCUCAGAUCCAUGUUCCUCGAUACGAUACGUGGCAAAGCCAACCUCCACCGCAAGAAGCUGAGCCCGGCCACGUUCAGUUCACGCCGGUCUCGGACAGGCAUAUACUUAUUUCCGGAGAGCGCUCCGCGACUCAGGAUGCUCGUGCUGAAAUCGAAAAGCUUGCUGCUGAUCUUCAGCGUCAGUUGACAAUUCGACAGCUCGCCAUCAAUCGGGGUCAACAUCAAUUUAUUCUCGGUGACAAUGCCAACGCACUGCAUGACUUCCUUGCUGAGACUGGUUGCGCUGUCGUGCUGCCGCCUCCGUCCGAUGAAACUGAAUUCCUGACCGUUACUGGUCCACUUCAGCGUAUCGAAGAUGGUGUCAACCGCGCAAUGGACCUUGCUACGAGUAUGCAGAUGGCGAGCAUUGAUUUGUCGCGCCAGCACCCUAACGCCCCUCUCGGGCCUCAUGCUCAUGCUCGUGCGCUUACGCGCUACCUUGCCCAGCGACAAAUCAUCAAGGAGCUUGAAGGCAUGUACGAUUCGCGGAUUGCUCUGUCGCCUGCUUCAGACGGUCCUGUUACCUGGGAAGUGUAUUCGAGGGACGGCAAGAACACGAUCCGUGCACGCUCUGAUAUCCUGAACCUCGUUCAGGCCCAUCCUCCUGCCAGACUUCGUCACCUUUCUGUUGACCCGUACUUCCACCCUUACUUACGCUCCCGUAGCAUCCCACAGUUGAGGUCUAACUACGGUGUCCAUGUUCUUAUUCCCGACGAUAUUGAUAGUCCUGAUGUUGUCCUUAUUUACGAAGGUCCUUCGGCGAGCUCCUCUCAGUUGGAAAUUCCGCGUCAGCGGCCAUCUGCUGCAGAUCUUGCCACUUUCGAGAAAGCCCUACAGGAAGCGCAAGAGUAUCUUUUGAACUCUCUAGGUAGCCAGGAUGACAUUAUCACGGAAAAUGUGUCCAUUCCGAGCAAGUACCAGGAGAAGGUUCGUAAGUUCAUCUCCCGUGAACAGGAAGCGAAGGGUGAAGAUCAUAUCCCUGUUCGUGCACUUGUUGGUGGUGGCCCGAGCCGCAACGGCGGAGCCACUCCCCAGAGCGACGUCGCAUUGCGCGGUCCAUCCCGCCUAGUGAAGGAAAUUGCCGCCAAGAUCGGAGAAUUUGUCGUCGAGCAGGAGAAGGAUGACCUUGAAAGAGGCUACACAACCUCUUUUGAUUUCCCCAAGAAAUUUGCAAACUUCCUCAUUGGAAAGAGGGGCGAGAAUAUUAACAAGCUUCGUGACGAAUUUGAUGUUGAUAUCAAGGUCGAAGACGGCAAGGUGGAGGUCAAGGGACCUAAGGCAAAGGCUGAUGCAGCCAAGGCUCGGAUUAUCAAUCUCGGCAAGAAGCUGGAGGAUGAGACGACUCACGUCCUGAAGGUCCCUGCCCAAUACCACCGAGAGCUUAUCGGACAGAAGGGUAGCCAAGUCAAUCGACUCCAGGACCGUUACUCCGUUCGUGUUCAGUUCCCCAGGGCAGUUGUCAUUAACGACGACCAGUCUGUUGCGGACACUGCUAGCGAGGCUGGCAGCGCUCGACCUCAACGAUCCCAGCAGGCUUCUGACGAGGUGAUUGUCAAAGGACCCAGCAAGGGGGCAGACGCCGCGCGCGAUGAGAUCCUCAGUCUGCUGCAAUGGGUCGUUGAUCAUUCUCACACGGCAACCGUGUCUGUCGCCCAAGGCCAGAUUCCUUCGCUGAUCGGCCAGCGCGGACGCGAAAUGGAUAAGCUCCGAGCUGAUACUGGGGCUCAGAUCGAUGUUCCGGGCGCUAACGAUGCACCGGAUACCUCUGGACGCGUGGAAAUCAAGAUCAAGGGAACCAAGAAGCAGGUAGAGGAAGCAAAGAAGAUCCUGCAACAGCGUUCAAGCGAGUUCGAUGCUACGGUCACAAAGACCAUCAACGUCGACAAAAAGCACCACAAAUCCCUGAUCGGUGGUGGUGGUGCCAAUAUUCGCAAGCUUGUUGCGGAAGCCGGUGGUCCUACGGACUCGAGCGCGUCUCGACUCGUCAGAUUCCCACGUCCUGAAAGCGACGAUACCACCAUCAGACUGGAAGGAAAUGGUGCAAUUGUGGACAAGAUUAUCGCCGCUAUUGAACAAUUUGUGCAAGAGCGCGAAGACCAAGUUGCCAUCAACCUUGAAGUACCUCCCGUGCAGCACCGUCUUCUCAUCGGCCGUGGAGGAGACACCCGACGGGGCAUCGAGUCGCAGUUCGGCGUCACCCUCGAUAUCCCCAGACAAGGUUCUGGGCGCUCUGAUGUCAAGCUCAAGGGGCCUAGCAAUGCCGUUGAACAGGCUAAAGAGCACAUUCUGGCCAUGCUCAAGGAUCAGCAAGGUGUGAAUGUUGAUGUCCCGAGUCAUCUACACCAUGCCAUCGCCGACAAUGGGUCCUUCUUCCGCCGCCUUCGUAAUGACUACCAGGUAACGGUGGACCAUGCGGGCCAGCAAAUCCCGCCGAGACCAAACGUGGAAGACUCGCGCAGCGCCGUUAACGGAGCCUCCUCGCUCCCUUUGAUCACCGAUGAACCCAGUGAUGCACUUGACGCUCACUCAUGGAAGGUGGUAGACAACAAUGUUGCUAGCGACCCUAGCCAACCUGCUACCAUCCCAUGGGUCCUGGCUGGAUCUACGGACAAUGUCAACAAAGCAAAGGCUGCCUUAGAAAAAGCCAUCGCCGCUGCCUCUCAACAAUCCGCGACCGGCUACCUCAUCCUUCCUGACCCCAAGACAUACCGAUUCGUCGUCGGCCAGGGCGGCAGCCAGAUCAACUCUAUCCGCAAACAAACAGGCUGUCGAAUCAAUGUGCCUAAGGACCAGGCCAAGGGCGAGGCGAUCGAAAUCAAGGGUAGUAAAGAGAACCUCGACAAGGCAAGGGAUCUGAUUCUAGAGGCCGUCCGUGCCGGGCUGAACGGCAACUCAAGGUGACGAUCCCUGUCAUCACCCGGAUUCUGAACAUAUAUGAAGAUAUAUCAUUUAUCCCUUUUUCUCUUCCUUUCUUUCUUACACUUGUAUUGCUUCAUCAAAAGAAUGUGUUCAUUUCUACUGCUACAUCAUCGGUCAUGAGCAUCCUGGCGAUUUUGCGUCAUCUUGAAUAUUCGUUAUAUAUUGUUGUAUUGGACAGCGAAUUAAUGGACAAUCCUCUACUCAUUC